CUGCCGGGGAGGCUAACGUCGCCGCGAGGGUUUCUAGGAGAUGGAGUCCCUCGGGACCGGCUCUAGAGUGGACCGGAAGUUCCCUUCCGCAGCCCGGAAGUGGCCCAGGUCGGGGGACGGCUGCGGCGCCGACGAACUGAUGGCGUCCGCGGCCGGUGCUGAGCGGGAGGAGGCGCAGCGGCGCCCGCAGGGACAGCUCGGCCCGGGGGACAUGGAGGAGGAGGAGGGCCAGAGCGACGAGGCGCUGCCACUGAACCUGGGAGAGCUUGACCUGACCUCCGAAGAGUUCAUUCUGGACGAAGUGGACAUUCACAUCCAAGCCAACCUGGAAGACGCGCUCGUGCAGGAGGCCCUGAAGACGGGGGUGGACCUCCGGCAGUACUCCAAGCAGGUGGAACAGGAACUGCAGGAGAUUGAAAACGCCUCCAUCAAGGACUAUAUUAAGGAGAGCAAGAACAUUGCCUCCCUGCACACCCAGAUCACAGCCUGCGACGCCGUCUUGGAGCGCAUGGAGGCCAUGCUGAGCUCCUUCCAGUCCGACCUGAGCAGCAUCAGCUGUGAGAUCCAGACCCUGCAGGAGCAGUCGGUCGCCAUGAACGUUCGGCUGCGCAACCGCCAGGCCGUCCGCGGGCGCCUCUCCCAGCUGGUGGAUGAGCUGGUGGUGCCCAAUGUCAUGAUCAGCACCAUCCUGGAGACGCCAGUGACUGACCAGGCCUUCCUGGAGCAGCUGCAUGAGCUGAAUAGCAAGAUCAACGCCGUCAAGGAACAGGCCUUCCGCGAGACCAUGGCAUGCACGGAUGUGGCUGACAUCUUGGACAAGCUGAAGACCAAGGCGGUGGCCAAGAUCCGAGAGUCCAUCCUGCAGAAGGUCUACUCCUUCCGCAAACCUAUGACCAACUACCAGAUUCCCCAGAAUGCUCUGCUCAAGUACAGGUUUUUCUACCAGUUCCUUCUGGGCCACGAGCGGAUCAUCGCCAAAGAGGUCCGCGACGAGUACGUGGACACCAUGAGCAAGAUCUACCUCAGCUACUUCAAGUCCUACACCAACCGACUAAUGAAGCUCCAGUACGAGGAAGUGGCUGAGAAGGACGACCUCAUGGGGGUGGAGGACACAGGCAAGAAAGGCUUCUUCUCCAAGCCGUCCCUCCGCAGCCGCAACACCAUCUUCACACUGGGGAAUCGGGGGAACGUGAUCAGCAGCGCCGAGCUUGAAGGCCCCAUCAUUGUGCCACACUCGGCGCAGAAGAGCGACAUCCGAUACCCCUUCGAGUCGCUCUUCCGGAGCCAGCACUACGCCCUGCUAGACAACAGCUGCCGUGAAUACCUCUUCCUCUGCGACUUCUUCCUGGUGGCCGGGACGCCCGCCCUGGACCUCUUCCACGCCGUCAUGGGCAAGACCCUGGCCAUGUUCCUUAAGCACAUGAACGCCUACAUGAGUGACUGCUACGACAGCAUCGCCAUCUUCCUCUGCAUCCACAUCGUCCUGCGCUUCAAGGCCAUCGUGGCCAAGCGUAAUGUCCCGGCCAUCGACAAGUAUUGGGACACGUUGCUGGAGCUGCUCUGGCCGCGAUUUGAGUAUAUUCUGGAGCUGAACAUCCACAGCAUCCAGAGCACUGAUCCCCAGAAGCUGGGUUUCCUUGACACGCGGCCCCACUAUAUCACCCGCCGAUACGCAGAGUUUUCCUCGGCCAUCGUCAGCAUCAACCAGACCUUCCCCCACGAGCGGACUUUGGCCCUGCUGGGGCAGCUCCAGACCGAAGUGGAGAACUUUGUCUUGCGUGUGGCAGCCGAAUUUUCCUCCCGCACGGAGCAGCUCAUUUUCCUCAUCAACAACUAUGACAUGAUGCUGGGCGUCCUGAUGGAGCGAGCUGUGGAGGAGAGCAAAGAGGUGGAAGGUUUCCAGCAGCUCCUGAAUGCCCGAACUCAGGAGUUCAUCGAGGAGCUUUUGGCCCCCGGGUUUGGGGGCAUGAUAGCCUUUGUGAAGGAGGUGGAGGGGCUGGCUGAGCGGGGCCAGCUGGACCGCCUGCGAGGGGAGGAAGCCCGGGUGACGCAGCUGGUGCGUGGCUUUGCUGCAACAUGGAAGGCGGCCGUGGAGGCCCUCAGCCAGGACGUGAUGCGCUCCUUCACCAACUUCAAGAAUGGCACGACCAUCAUCCAGGGAGCGCUGACGCAGCUGAUCCAGUACUACCACCGCUUCCACAAAGUCCUGGCGCUGCCCCCCCUCAAGGCGCUUCCUGUCCGGUCGGAGCUGAUCAACAUCCACCACCUGAUGGUUGAGGUGAAGAAGCACCGACCGAACUUCUGAGGCGGCCCUCGGCCCUUCGCGCUCUGUACGGCGAUCCGCGCGGCGAUCCGAAUAAACUCUUGCAACUCUUGACGGCCUCCCUGGAGCCAAGGCAGAGGGGCGGGGGGCGCUGGAAGAGGGUGCCGGGUUCAGCAGCACCUGGUCAGGUCUGCCCUGCGAGCUGCCUCGGCCCGUGCGGAGCUUGGCUGGGGCCAGCCUCGCUCAGGGCUUGGCUUGGGAGCGCGUCACACAAGCCCAGAAGCUGGGCUAGUCCCCUAAAGAGGUUAACGGGCUUGUUUGUGAGUGCAGCGGCUGAGAAAACUGAUCCAGCCAAGCGUGCUCUGUGAGCGUAGCCACAGGAUUGAUUAGUGACCAGUAGCAAUAUUUAUUAUUUAUUCCAUUUAUGUAGCCGCCUUCUCAAUCCAGGUGACUCUGGGUGGCGAUAUUUUGGGUGCCAGGUACGCCAUUCCAGUCCAGACAGGUAACGAGAGGACCCAAGGAGAAAACCAUCUCAUGCAAGGUGCAGACUCCCCCGCAGGAUGCAGCGACAGCCGCUCCUUUGGCCGGCCUCGGCCCCUCUGCCCCUUCUUGCGGGCCACUGCAGCGCACCCCCUCCUCCCCUGAGGGCGGCCCCUGCCCUUCUCCCCCUUCCCCAACGGAUAGCCAGCCCUCUCUGCCCCCCCACCUCUCUACCCUGCAGGAGCCCUUGGCGUGAGAUGCCCUGUGGUUGCUCUUCCCUCCCAGGGGUCUCCGCACAUCAGCUGGUGCUUCAGCAGUCACGCAACCCUGGAGCACAUUGCAAAGGACCAGCGGUGGCUGCUCUUCCAGGCAGCCAGGUGGCACGCACUCGGCUACCAGAUUGGCUCCGGAAGGCAGUUUGCACGUGCACAGGUGGACCCCAUUUGUUGUAUGCUCCACACCAUGCCAGCCUGGAUCUGG
Messenger RNA from Python bivittatus (Burmese python), 3223 nucleotides. RefSeq names its product VPS52 subunit of GARP complex (gene VPS52). The record is from RefSeq and is a predicted model, not a curated record. Gene Ontology annotation, cellular component: GARP complex. Gene Ontology annotation, molecular function: syntaxin binding. NCBI's taxonomy places the organism in Eukaryota, Metazoa, Chordata, Lepidosauria, Squamata, Pythonidae. Gene Ontology annotation, biological process: retrograde transport, endosome to Golgi; endocytic recycling; lysosomal transport.